CCGCCCACCAUGACCGCCACGACCGCGCCCGACUACUCGCCCGGCACCGAGAAGGACCUGACCUUCGCCCAGGGCUCUGCCGGCUCUGAUGUCGCCGCCGAGCCCGAGCUGCACUCCGAGGAGCUCGAGUACAAGGCCAAGGCGUCCGACUACUUCACCCUCAUGGCGUCGGGCUUCGCGCUCGUGUCGGACGGAUACCAGAACAACCUGUCGACCGUCUUCAAUGCCGUCUUCAAGAUCCUCUACCCCGCCAUCUACACGUCUGUCGUCUCGACCCGCGUCUCCAACUCGCUCCUCGUCGGCGAGGUCCUCGGCCAGGUGGUCGUCGGCCUCAUCUGUGACCGUAUCGGCCGUAAGACCGCCAUGGUCGGCACCACCCUGCUCAUCGUCCUCGGCGGCAUCCUCUCCACCGCCGCCACCGCCCCCACCCCCGAGGGCAUGUUCUGGAUGCUCACCGUCGCGCGCGGUACCGUCGGUGUCGGUGUCGGUGGCGAGUACCCCGCCUGCUCCACCUCUGCCUCCGAGUCUGCCAACGAGAAGUUCGGCCGUGACCGUGGAAAGGUCUUCAUCCUGGUGACCAACCUCAUGCUCUCCAUCGGCGGCCCCAUUGUCAUCUCGCUCUUCCUCCUCAUCAUCAACGCCUCGGGCUACAAGGGCACCAAGUCGCACGAGGACAUCUACAAGCUCCAGUACACCUGGCGUAUCCUCAUGGGACUCGGAAUCCUCAUCCCCCUGUCCGUCUUCUGGUUCCGUCUCAAGAUGAUGAACCCCAAGCUCUACCGCCGCAACGCCAUCCGCCGCAACCCUCCCUACGGCCUCAUCGUCAAGCGCUACUGGAAGACGCUCCUCGGCACCGCCGGCACCUGGUUCCUCUACGACUUUGUCACCUUCCCCAACGGCAUCUUCUCCUCCACCAUCAUUGCGUCCGUCAUCCCCGGCGCCGGCAUCGUGCGCACUAUGGAGUGGACGCUCCUCCUCUCCGUCCUCUCCCUCCCUGGUGUGUUCCUCGGCGCCUGGGUCGUCAAGUACACUGGCCGCCGCAACCUCCUCAUGAUGGGCUUCUCGGGCUACAUCGUCUUCGGCCUCAUCGUCGGUAUCUCGUACGAGAAGAUCACCAAGGUCGUCCCCGCCUUCAUCAUCAUGUACGCCAUGAUGCAGAGCUCGGGCAACUUCGGCCCCGGUAACAUGGAGGGCACCAUCAGCGCCGAGUCGUACCCCACUUCGAUCCGCGGCACCUGCUACGGCUUCUCGGCUGCCAUCGGCAAGACUGGUGCUGCCCUCGGCACCCAGGCCUUCACCCCGAUCCAGAACAAGCUUGGCAAGCGCUACACCUUCAUCAUCGCCGCCUGCUGCGGUGUCGCCGGUGUGCUCCUCGCCUUCUUCUUCGUCGAGGACAAGGGCAAGGACAAGCUCGAGAAGGAGGACGAGCUCUGGCGCCAGUACCUCGUCGACCACGGUUACGGUGACCUCGAGAUGGGUGACGGUUCCGAGCACCACUCUGCCAAGGCCAACGCCGACGUCAGGGAGCUCGAGUUUGAGAAGUAG
Molecule: messenger RNA, 1545 nt
Organism: Vanrija pseudolonga
Lineage: Eukaryota; Fungi; Basidiomycota; Tremellomycetes; Trichosporonales; Trichosporonaceae
Product: Glycerophosphoinositol permease 1
Exons: 3
Coding region: 10-1545 (511 amino acids)
Biological process (GO): transmembrane transport
Cellular component (GO): membrane
Molecular function (GO): transmembrane transporter activity
Source: RefSeq, a predicted model, not a curated record